Messenger RNA from Nasonia vitripennis (jewel wasp), 1609 nucleotides. RefSeq lists its product as uncharacterized. NCBI's taxonomy places the organism in Eukaryota, Metazoa, Arthropoda, Insecta, Hymenoptera, Pteromalidae. The transcript has 9 exons. The coding region runs from base 259 to 1536 and encodes 425 amino acids. The record is from RefSeq and is a predicted model, not a curated record.
GCGAUCUCUCGCGUGUGUACUUUUGUUCUCUCCUCUGAUGCGUGUAUGGUUUUUCUCUGCCUCGGUGUGUCUGUCUCGCUCGCUCCGCAGGCCGAGCGCAGCGACAUCUAUCGGGGGGAGAUUGGCUGCUUUCGCGACUUUUUGGCGAAAGCGAGAUGACUGUCUUUUGUUUUUUUCCUUUUUUUUUAGAGAUGAUGAGUAUGUGUGAGCAAAGACUUUCUUCUCUCUGACGCAUCGGGAAAAUCAGCGAAAAAAAGAAUGUCACCCCUCACGCAUCUCCGAGCACUCAUCAUCUGCUCCAGUCUGUCGCUACCCUUCCUUCAGUCGUCAGUCGUCGCCUCCUCGCGAAGAUCCCGCUCAAGCUCGAGCCACCAUCGCAAAUCAAGGGGAUGCGAAAAGCUGAAUAGGUUCUUGCAGGACGUGUUGAAAGUGCAGAAUGACCUGAGCUGGAUAGACCAAAUGGCCGACAUACUCCGAUCGAAAAACAUGUUCUCUGCCAGCCCAGUAUUACAGGAAAAAAUCAACGCCAUGUUCUUCACCGCCAAAAACCAGAACAAGAUGAACCAACGGCGCAAGAGACACUCGAACCAUCGAUCAAAAUUAAGACUCGAAACCGAGUCCCACAAUAGCCAGCUUAAAUCUUCAAUUCAAGGAUAUGAAAACGCGUCGUCGCAGAAUUUCAAUCCCGCGACUAGCGAAAUAUCGACAACGACGACGACAGAGCCACUCGAGAAAGUCCUUCAAUCGAUAAAUGUUUUCCCCGUGGAUUCGACGGAUCCCAUCGCGCUGAAAUCCGGCGAUGACUCGGCGGAAAGUGAUGAUGACUUUUUCGAGGGGAUUAGGCUGGGAAGAGCUUUGAAAUCUAUUUCCAAGGGUGGCGACUCGAGAGUUAACAACUUUACAAAGUUACUUCUGAUGGAGAAUGAAGGUGACAAGUCUCAGAUGAAUCGGGCUUUGCAUGGGGAUUUGGCUAAGGAAAUUGUAAAUGCGAUUUUCGAUCAGAUGAAAAAUAGAGAAGCUUUUCACAAGAUGACGAACUUUGGAUACGAGUACGAUGUAAAUCCUCAAGAUUCGGUUGUAAUCGAUAACAUGUAUCGACGGGAACGAGAUUUUGAGACGGACGACGCAACCGCUUCGAUCACAAAAAAAUUGAUGACGGUGGUUCAACAACUUAUUUCAGAAGAGAUAGAGAAAAAAUCAUGCCCAGCUCUACCACCAGAUCUGCAAGACUUUUUACAAUGGCUAGUACAGGUCGAAGCUAUCGAUCGCAAGGAUAGUGAAACACUGAAUGUGAAACAAGAACAAUCGAUUACAAACAACAAUCCAGGCGAUGGCUCUUUCUCCAUCGUAGACUUGAAUGAAUGGUACACAAAGGCCGAAACUUUAAAAAGUCUCUUGAACGAGUACGAGGGUCUUUCUAAGCGGGAGAAGAAUAAAGUUCGAGCUAUUCAUGAAUACUUGGUAACCAGACUCGAGUUCGUCAAAGCCUAUCUUGAGGCUUUCAAAUCUCAUCCCCUGCACGGGAUAAAUUCAUAAACGUCCCAGUGGCUAAUUGAUUGGAAGCCUGGUGUACUUCAUCUUCGGAAAAGAAGAGAAAAAAAAUAAACAA